UCUCAAGGUUUUGACCAACCUCCCGACGAGAGAUCCCUCAUACCUUCCAACUCCAUGGUGUCCUUUUAGUUGAUAGAAAAGAUCUCAUUCGGAUUCUCAGCAGCAUUAGUUGAUAGAGAAGAUCGCAGGUGGGCCCGCCGGGACUGAGUCCACUACAACAGUAACGGGCCGGGCCGGGAUUUCAACACCCACGCCUCACCCAGUCGUAGACUCGUAGGAAAGACGUUUACUUACGACAGACGUAAUCCCAAAUACGAAUGGGAUUUUUCACCGAAAAGCAUGUGAAAAGAAACACAAACAAGCAGCCGGUACUGUACACCGAGUCACCGAUCAGUCAAAAAUUAAAAAUAUCCUCCCAAAAAAUCCCUCUUUUCUCUCUUUAACGCGUCGACCGGACUUCGGGCUUUGGUCGUCUUUCUCCCAAAAUAUCCUCGCCUCGAUUUCUUUCCUUCUCUUGUUUUGUUUUCUUAAUUUGAUUUACCAGAUCUUUAGAUUUUAGGUUUCAGGUUUGAUAGGGUUACUGAAUUCUUGAUCUUGAAUUGGGGGAUUUUUUUUUUCGAGGUUCUUGGUCUUUCGUCCUGUGAUCUUGUCAAUUCAAUAAUUGUCUGCGUCUUCUUCCGAUUUUAAUUGAAUUAGUUUUAGGAGGUUUGCUUUUGGUGGGUUGCUGAGAUGGUUUGUCCAGAGGGAUUGACUUGGGCGGCAUCCUCGACGCCCGAGCCAAAGCAGCACGGCGUUACGAAGCCAAUUUCCGUGGCGGGGCCUACAGAUGUUGAUAUUCGUAGAAGCCGUGAGUUGGAGAAGUUCUUAGUGAAUUCUGGUUUGUACGAGAGCAAGGAGGAGGCCGCAAAGAGGGAGGAGGUUCUCGGUAGACUUAGACAGAUUGUAAAAUGUUGGGUGCAGCAACUUACACGCUUGAGAGGAUACACAGAUCAAAUGGUUGAAGAUGCAAAUGCUGUCAUUUUUACCUUUGGCUCUUAUCGACUUGGGGUACAUGGUCCUGGGGCUGACUUAGACACAUUAUGCAUUGGGCCAUCCUAUGUGAAUCGGGAGGAAGACUUCUUCUUUGUAUUGCAUGACAUCCUGGCCGAAAUGGAAGAAGUAACAGAACUACAACCAGUACCUGAUGCUCACGUCCCUGUGAUGAAAUUUAAGUUUAAUGGAAUAUCAAUAGAUCUCCUUUAUGCAAGUAUAUCGCAGUUAUUGGUUCCAGAUGACUUGGAUAUCUCUGAUUUGUCUGUCCUGUAUGAUGUCAAUGAGCCCACUGUUCGAAGCCUUAAUGGUUGCAGGGUUGCGGAUCAAAUUCUUAAGCUCAUUCCUAAUGUUGAGAAUUUUCGCACGACACUCCGAUGUUUGAAGUUCUGGGCUAAGAGGCGCGGUGUUUAUUCCAAUGUAACUGGAUUUCUUGGUGGUGUGAACUGGGCUCUUCUUGUAGCUCGUGUGUGCCAGCUGUACCCUAAUGCAGUUCCUAGUAUGCUUGUUUCAAGAUUUUUUAGGGUCUAUACGCAAUGGCGUUGGCCGAACCCUGUUAUGCUAUGUGAGAUUGAGGAGGAUGAACUUGGAUUUUCAGUUUGGGAUCCUCGUAAAAAUCCUCGGGAUCGAACUCAUCACAUGCCAAUAAUAACCCCUGCCUACCCUUGCAUGAAUUCUAGUUAUAACGUUUCAACAAGUACCCUUCGGGUUAUGAUGGAGCAGUUUGAAUAUGGUAACAAGAUUUGUGAGGAGAUAGAGCUGAAUAAAGCCAAGUGGAGUGCUCUUUUUGAGCCGUACUUGUUCUUUGAAAGCUAUAAAAAUUAUCUUCAGGUUGACAUAGUUGCUGCUAACGUUGAUGACUUGCGUGCUUGGAGAGGAUGGGUAGAAUCUCGGUUGAGGCAGCUGACUCUGAUGAUUGAGCGGGACACAUAUGGAAAGUUGCAGUGCCAUCCUUACCCUCAUGAGUAUGUAGAUUCAUCCAAGCCAUGUGCACAUAGUGCCUUCUUUAUGGGUUUGCAGAGGAAACAGGGGGAAAUUGUUCAGGAAGGUCAGCAGUUUGAUAUUCGUGGCACAGUUGACGAAUUUAGACAUUCUGUAAAUAUGUACAUGUUCUGGAAGCCUGGGAUGGAAAUCUAUGUUUCCCAUAUACGUAGAAGGCAACUUCCUUCUUAUGUCAUCCCCGAUGGUUUUAAACGAUCCCGCCAUCCUAGAGUCUCAGUGCAGCAUCCAUCUGUUAAACAAUCUUCUGGGGAUGGUUACUCAAGUCAGUCUGGGUCCUCUGAGAGAAGCCGUAAAAGGAAAAAUGGUUCUGUUUUUUUAGAUUUACAGCAAGAUGUCUCAGAUAAACGACAAUCGACUAGCCCUCAGAGACUGGGCUCUGUUUCUCCUGAAAUCAAUAUUCAUAAGUCUGACAAUGCGUCCUCGGACUGUUUGGCAUCAAGCCUCAUGGGAAGGGAAAAAAUUGCUGAAGGUGAUUAUACAUGUUGGGCUGAUGGCAUGAGUAGUGUGGUUGGAUCAAUUGGGGUGGAGGUGAGGCAUAAGGCGGUUGAUGGAGCAUCUAACACAGAUUUAACUAGCCGAGAGGGGAAUGGUGAGAGUAGAUGCUCCCCAAAUUCCAGUACAGUCACAUCCCUUGAAAGUGAGGAUGGAUUGUACUCAGUUUUUGGACGGAUAGCUUCUGGUGGCAGUGAAGGUAGCAAUGGAGGGAUGGAGAGAAGCAGUGAAGGGAGUAAUGGUGCAGGAGUGUCUCAAAGUGAUUCCUGUGGUGCAGAUUUCAUCUCUCAUUUACAUCAAGAGUUUCUAGAUGGAAAUGGAGUAUUGCAUUGUGGAUUGCAGGACAACAUAAAGACUAAUGAUGCACUUGCGAUGGUGCUGAAACCCAUGGCUGGAGUUGAUCCAGAAGCUAAUGCUCAGAAACCAGUGAUGAGGUUGCGUCUUGCAUCAACAGCGUGAGAGGAAAAGUCGUCACAAGGAGAUCUUAUGUGGGACGACGCCUGCCUGUAAGGUUUGCUAAAAGCCAGCUUUUCGUUAAAGUGUAUUUAAUCGUUGGCUUUCGUUUCUUUCUUAUGUUUCAGGCAUUCUUCCCAAUCUACCUUGUAGAUUGGAAAUCCAACUCCUCGUUCUGAAUAGCUCUGAGGGUAUAGCCUUGCCAUGAAACAUGUAUCGGUUCUUCCCAUAUGGCGGAUUUCGAUAUCGUGCAUAAGUUAUGCAUUUAUUCAACGCCUGGAUGUGUUGGCUGGAUGCUUUCUUAGCAGAUAGUGAUAUCCUGGAAGGUGUUUUACUUUUUUCGUUUCCCUUUCGGGUGUUGAAGACAUACUUAGUGUUCUUCAAAUGAAGAGAAGGGGGGGGGGGGGGGGGGGGGUGUUCAAUCUGCUAUUUUUCUUAGGAAGUAGAAACUAGUCAAGCUUUGGAUUUGUAGCUGUACAUUUUCCUUCGUAGUUUUUUUUUUUUUUUCUUUGAUAAAGCAUUUUCCUUUGUAGUUAUCAAACAUUCAACCGCUAUGAAUUUUUUCUUUUGGGGACAUAAA
Tripterygium wilfordii is the source of this 3496-nucleotide messenger RNA. Its product is annotated as nuclear poly(A) polymerase 4-like. The record is from RefSeq and is a predicted model, not a curated record. Bases 670 to 2922 code for a protein of 750 amino acids. Gene Ontology annotation, molecular function: poly(A) RNA polymerase activity; RNA binding. Lineage: Eukaryota; Viridiplantae; Streptophyta; Magnoliopsida; Celastrales; Celastraceae. Gene Ontology annotation, cellular component: nucleus. The transcript is spliced from 12 exons.